Messenger RNA from Aspergillus campestris IBT 28561, 2331 nucleotides. Its product is annotated as ATP-binding protein. The record is from RefSeq and is a predicted model, not a curated record. Gene Ontology annotation, molecular function: ATP hydrolysis activity; ATP binding. The transcript has 6 exons. NCBI's taxonomy places the organism in Eukaryota, Fungi, Ascomycota, Eurotiomycetes, Eurotiales, Aspergillaceae. The coding region runs from base 66 to 2276 and encodes 736 amino acids.
CUCAAUUCUUAGUUGGACUGCAUCUUACUACUACUUUUUAUCUAUACUCCUUAGCAUCUAUUAGCAUGGACUUCUUCCGACCCUUCUGGGAGAGCCCCCGCAAAGGUAGCCCUGACAGUGAUACCAUCGACAAUGAUACCCUUGACAGUGAUGGUCCCGAUGACGAUAUCCCUGACAAUGAUAUCCCUGACAAUGAUAUUCCUGACAAUGAUACCCCCGACAAUGAUGGCCCCGAUAUCAAUACCCCCGACAAUGAUGGUCCCGACAAUGAUCCCUUCGACAAUGAUACCCCCGACAAUGAUGGCUACGGCAGUGACAGUUCGGCCGGCACGGUCGUAGGACCAAAUAAACCCCAAAGACCAUCAAAGACAAUCCUGGACAUGUUAAAAAAGGCAACUCAAAACGGGUCGAAAAAAGUAGCCCUAGACAGAUCAAUAGAACUGAUUGAGGGCGUGGGCCUCCAGUACAUCCAGCCUAGUUGCAAAAAUGCCAGCCCAGCCUCCCAAGACGCAAAGUCGGAUGCCUCUACGGAAGACAUGAAGGCUGUGGUCGAGCACGUGCAUGAGAUACGUGGUCAAGAAAGCGUCACGGGGCAACCCUUCAAGUAUAGGACCCGAAGAAGCGACACGUCUCCCCUCUUGGAUAGAUCCGACGAAUGCGUUCUGGCCCUGCGACGCGUAUUCUCAGAAGACUACAAGACGCUGAUCGAUACCUUCCUGGAUGUUCAAAGCCCUUUGAUCCUGAGGGCCUUGAUGGAGGCAAUGCCGGAGGAGAAAGCGAGACUGGAAAGCAAACCUUCGUUCAAGUGGCCAUAUGACCGUCUAUUCAGAUAUCGUUGGAGAAUCCAUGACGCGGCUGUCAACGAGGGCGAAUUGUGCGUCAAGCAUGUAGCCGUGCUCUUGGACCUCAUUCUGGAAGAGUACCAGUCUCGGCUUCGGGACAUCAAUGCCAUGCUUCCCAAGGGCACGGCGAGCUUUGAUAUCUUAGCGGACGCCUUUUCCCCCGGUGAUGUGGUCGUCGAUCGGGUUUCCGAGGGUGCGCGGGCCUAUCGAGUGACCAGCUCCUACUAUAAGAGUUCACUACCAAGGGAAGUACCAGACGGGUCUGAUAUUUUCGUCAUCGAGUACGAAUAUGUCGACCAUGAUGGCCAGACUUUUGGAACCGUGUCUCGCCAUGCGGACAUUGCUCGGUUUGAGGGGAUUCGUUACCUGACCGAGCUGGCGUUGUUUCCCUUCGAAUCCCACCCGAAUAUUGAAGGCCUCAGAAGAAAUUUGAUGAGACGAGGCCUCCAGUUCGAGGAGCUGAAGGGACAUCAUUUCAAGGCAUACUGGGAUCCCCGAAGCGAGACUCCCACUCGGGUUGUUGUUAAUACCCUCGCCAUCCGUGGAUUGGAACCGCGAAUGCGUAUUAAAGUCAACGACAUGUCAGUUAGACUGGAUAGUGGCCAAUUGAAGGCAGACGAUCUGAUUAUCUGCACCGACAAGGUCCCAUAUUUCUCACUGGACGAGAAAGCCUUUCUCUGGGGGGAUCCGGAGUAUUUCGAGGAAAUCCAGUUCGACGGCGAACUUUGGCACGAGCUGAUUCUCUCCGAGAAUAUCAAGCGCGUCUUGCGUUCUAUGACGGCAAACCAUCUCAAAGGAUACAAACUCAACGAUGUCAUUGCGGGCAAAGGAAAAGGGCGUGUGGUCCUCCUUCACGGACCGCCAGGAGUUGGGAAGACCCUGACUGUGGAAGCAAUCGCUGAACACAUCGAACGUCCCUUGUACACUAUCACUCCCGGCGAACUCGGUGUGUCCAGCGUCGACAUAGAGCGAAACCUGCGCCGGGCCCUAGACAUCUCCACGGCCCUCCGUGCCAUUCUCCUUCUUGACGAAGCAGACAUAUACAUGGAGCAGCGGGUAUCAGGCAAUAUUGCCCACAACGCCACCAUUGCCGCGUUCCUUAGGCUGCUGGAAUAUCACCAAGGAGUCAUGUAUCUCACCACGAGCCGACCCCACGUCAUCGACACGUCCUUUCAUUCACGGCUCCACUACUGUGUUAAUCUGCCCACCCCCAGUGGCAACGAACGAAAGGAAAUCUGGGCAAACUUCGCGCGUCGGACUGGCGGAAUCAAGCUCCCACCUAAAGAACUCGACGAGAUUGCCCUUCAAAACCUCAGCGGCCGCCAGAUCAGGAAUACCCUCUCUAUGUGUACAGGGCUAGUGGCCGAGGAAGGCAACGUUGGACCGAAAACGAUUGGUGCUAUACUGAAUACAAUGGGAUAUAAUCAGGGCUGAUGGGAUUGAGGCUACGCCUGUGGGGGUGUCGCUUGAAUUGUAUGUUCGAUACGGG